Molecule: messenger RNA, 4248 nt
Organism: Chelmon rostratus (copperband butterflyfish)
Lineage: Eukaryota; Metazoa; Chordata; Actinopteri; Chaetodontiformes; Chaetodontidae
Gene: tecrb
Product: trans-2,3-enoyl-CoA reductase b
Exons: 11
Coding region: 2074-3126 (350 amino acids)
Biological process (GO): very long-chain fatty acid biosynthetic process
Molecular function (GO): oxidoreductase activity, acting on the CH-CH group of donors
Source: RefSeq, a predicted model, not a curated record
CAAGAUCUGAAGUAGUCUGACAGAAACUAACCCAACCAGUGGCUGCUCCAGUUCCCCUUCUGUCACUCAACAGAUGUGGCUUUCACAACCUAAGAGACAAAACAACAUUGAAGUCAUGAAAAAUGGCUGGACUAUGACCGUAGCAGUGCGCAUGUUAAGAGAUAAAUGCUUACACAAGUUCAAACCCAUGCUCUUUGAGUUCUUUUUUUUCUGUGCCACCUUCAGUGUUUUCAUCAAAUCAACUUGAGAUGUCCAUUUCAUGGAUUUGAGUCAUAAUGGUUUUUAUUCUUUACUUUUUGGAAAUUGCAUCCUUUCUAGGGCACAACAUAGAAAUCUAACACCAAACAGAAAUACUUAAGCAAAUUAGUGUGCAGGCCUAAUUGUUAUAUUUUUUCGUAACAGUGUUCACAGUAUCUUGUAACAAACUGUAAAUGUUUUCCAUUUGGGUGGUUAGACCAGUUUAUUCAGAGUUUCAUUGCGUUUACACCAGAUAGCACCAGAGAGCUGCAUUACUUUCACAGUGAUCUGUCUUGCUUAUGCACCAAUCAGUGUCUAGCAUUGUGCACAAAAACACUUGAAGGAGCAACAAAACAUUUCCAGAUUAUCUUUUAAUCUGUCUAAUCAGGCAAUCUUUCCAGAUUUAAAAAUGACCUCUUACCUUGAGAUAGGAGGUCCAGGCAAAACCAGCAAAAAAUACAGGCAAAGUCCACUCACAAGCAAUUAAAGCUUCCCUUUCUUUGCUUCACCCUCAGCCCAGAGUGCGUUACCAGGACAGAAUGUCACUGCCAGACAGAGGCUUUAUAUAGAUGAGGUGGGGGCGGUACAGUGGCACUGGGCAUGCCUGGCACACAGACAAGUGAGAUGUGGUUGUAAGUCUCAACCACAGUGUCAGUUGUCUUGCUUUAUUUGAGCAUAUGGGAAUUUGCAUUGGUAUAGUAAUAAUGCAGCUUAAUGAAUUCAUAAAAAAACUCAGUUUGAUAGAGAGACAAGUUGCCUUGUUCAAAUUAGGCAAAAAAAAAAAAAAAAAGUAAAUCAAAGCUUUGUGAACGUGCCAAUGGGCAUAAUUUACUGGCUCUUAAUCAUUUUCAGUCACCAGGUGUGUCUACACAUGGUCCUGGCUCCUGUGUAAGUCUGAUGUUUGGGCAAAGUUGAUGCAAGCAAGGGUGACCUUUUACAUAACAGAAAUUUAAUACUAAUUAUUAAUUAUACUGUAUGCAUUCAAGUCCAUGUUACCACUUGUGACUAUCAGUCAUAUAAUGUUCAUUCAUUAUGGAAAUUGUAUCCUGACUGUUCGUCAUUAGAGAGUGGUGGAGUAGGGGUAGGCUUCACCAAGGGGAAUGCCCCAACUAAUCCCUCACAGUCUGGAGUAUUAUCACCCCUUGGCAGGAGAGGGAGACUCCCCAUAUGAGUGACUGAGAGAUCUGGCUGUUCAGUUUGGUUGGGUGGUCUUCAGGGAGUGGGCUUGUUGUGCAGAGUUAGCAAUAGACAUUUAUAUUUAGCUUGGGAGAGGAAGAGAGGGGGUCAAACUAGGAAAUGGGGGAUACUGUUGGUCAUAAUACCUCUCCUCCAUCCUCCCACUUAUCCAGGGGUUGAGAGGUGUUCUGGGUCAUCAGGUGUCCCUUUUUAGGGAGGAGUUAUGUUUCAAAACCAAGUCACUGCAGCUCCUGAAAUGUAGCUUCUGCUCUCUGUUCUGAAAGUUUCCCUCAUGAGAUAUACAUGAUAUACUGUUGACAGUCUGCCAGGGAGAUACCGGGCAUUUCUGUGUAUGCAACUGUGCACACACAUGUGGCAUAUGUCUGCACUCCAGGGGUCGGCUGGUAGUUAAAUAAAGCAGUACACCAGAAGUGAAGGAAUGAGAGAGGGGCGAAGUGGGAGGGAGAGUGAGAGGAUGACAGAGAGGAAGAAGAGGGAGGAGCAGGGGCGAGACAGAUUUAUUUCCACAGCUGAGUGCUGCCCCUCUCCUCUAUGGUUUGGCGUGGAUCUUGGAUAGGCCGUUGAGAAGAGUGACAAGCACCAGGGGCAAGAGUGAGGGGAAGAAGGGAAUAAACCGAGUGCAGGAGGAGGACUGUGGACAUGGAUACGCUAGCACUAGAGGCCACAGGCGGUAAAAAGACGGCUAAUGGGGCGGUGGCAGCGGCCGCCCCAGUGCCGGCCCAAGCCCCGGUCAAACGCAAACCUGCUAAAAAAGCUAAAAAGGCUGUUGUUUUCUUUGAGGUGGAGAUACUGGAUGCCAAGACCAAGGACAAGCUCUGCUUCCUGGACAAGGUCGAGCCAAAUGCCACUAUUGGGGAGAUCAAGUCUAUGUUCCACAAGAGCCAUCCUCAGUGGUACCCAGCCAGACAGUCCAUUCGCCUCGACCCCAAGGGGAAGUCUCUGAAGGAUGAGGAUGUUCUGCAGCAUCUCCCUGUGGGAACCACGGCAACCUUCUACUUCAGAGACCUGGGAGCCCAGAUCAGCUGGGUCACAGUCUUUCUGACAGAGUACACCGGCCCUCUGGUCAUCUAUCUGAUGUUCUACUUCAGGGUUCCCUUCAUCUACGCACCCAAAUAUGACUUCACCACCAGUAAACACUGGGUCGUUCAUCUCGCCUGUAUGUGUCACUCUUUCCACUACAUUAAGAGGCUUCUGGAGACGCUGUUUGUCCAUCGCUUCUCUCAUGGAACAAUGCCGUUACGCAACAUCUUUAAGAACUGUAGCUACUACUGGGGCUUUGCAGCAUGGAUGGCCUAUUACAUCAACCACCCGCUGUACACUCCCCCCAUCUACGGGGAGCAACAAAUCAGACUGUCCCUCAUCAUAUUCUUGUUCUGUCAGAUCGGCAACUUUUCCAUCCAUGUAGCUCUUCGGAACCUCCGUCCACCAGGCUCUAAGACCAGGAAGAUUCCCUAUCCAACAAAGAACCCCUUCACCUGGAUCUUCCUGCUGGUCUCCUGCCCCAACUACACCUAUGAGUUGGGCUCCUGGCUUGGCUUCACCCUGAUGACCCAGUGCCUGCCGGUGGCCUUCUUCACCUUGGUGGGUUUCAUCCAGAUGACUGUGUGGGCCAAGGGGAAGCACCGCAGCUACCUGAAGGAGUUCCGUGACUACCCUCCUCUCCGCUCACCCAUCCUGCCCUUCAUCCUGUAGAGGACCACUUCCCCGCUUGUAGGAGUCAAGUAGACCACCCCACCUCUCCACCCCAGCCCUAACUGAGAGCCUGUUUACACCUGACAUUAAACUGCGUCUUGGGUGAUCCAAUCACAAGUGGACCGGCGAGACACAUCGCCGCUCACAUCUGUGUCUGUCAUGCAUCUCCAAGGUGUCCAGCUGACUGCUUGUGUUUAGAUUUCAUGUCACUUCUGUUAGAAGGUCAAAGGGCCUUGUGCACAGUUAUUACAUGUCUGCAAUUUGUUUCACACAGGCUAACAGCUAGCCAAGAACACAAAAAUGUUUCAAGAACUAAUACACAUGUACGGCUAUUCCAACUGUUCAGACUGGCAGGACAAAGUCAUUUGUGACUUGCACACAAGCACAGGACAAGACAGAAAAAGGGAACUUGUACUCCACAUACAUCAGUGCGCCUUUUUUUUUUUCAAGCAUUGAUGCACUGUCAGAUAAAACAACCACAACAUCCUGCAUGCAAAAAUAUUUGGUCGCCUGCAUCCCACUUCGGCAAGUGGUUUGAGUGAUCGGACCAUAAUGUGUCUUGGUGGUCGUUCAUACCUGUAUUUACUGCUGCCCACUUGUGAUCGGCUCAUCCAGCAUGCAUGUUAAUACCAGGUGUAAACAAGGUGUGAGAGGGUACCCUCCCUUUUUCAAUCCUCCGGAAUCUACACCGAACUUAGUAGACUGAAGGAAUGUAACCCUGUCCCCUUUUCCUUCUCCCCCCUCAACCAAAUUGUCUCUUUACCUUCCUGCUUGCAAUCUAUCAUGUUGAGUGAAAAACACUACACUUGCUCUAUUUUUUUAUUGCCCACAAACAAACCAAUUCUGAUUGGUUAAUUGACUUACAUGCAUAGAGUUACAGUAUAGUGGUCUUCACCUUCCAACAACCCAGCGCAUGCUGAAUGAUGCACUAGAUGCCUAACCAUGCUUAUGUCAUCUAAUACUGUUGUUUAGGUGCUGUAUCUGCAUCUGGUAUUAUUCAGCAAAACUUCAACUGUUUAGUUUUGAUAUCAUCUAAAUUUGAAACCAUAACAGCAUUUAAUUUUGUUGAUGUUUGAAGUAAUUUAUUAAAAAACAGUAAACCAAAAUGUUGUUGCCUUGUUA